Molecule: messenger RNA, 3787 nt
Organism: Oppia nitens
Lineage: Eukaryota; Metazoa; Arthropoda; Arachnida; Sarcoptiformes; Oppiidae
Gene: LeuRS
Product: leucine--tRNA ligase, cytoplasmic-like
Exons: 8
Coding region: 170-3754 (1194 amino acids)
Biological process (GO): leucyl-tRNA aminoacylation
Molecular function (GO): leucine-tRNA ligase activity; ATP binding; aminoacyl-tRNA deacylase activity
Source: RefSeq, a predicted model, not a curated record
ACGCACUCUAGUGCUUAACACAUAACAACACGUGUAUAACUAUUACUACUACACGGAAACUAACCGAUAGGUUAUAUAUAUAUAUCAUAGAUUGUUUGGUGGCGACCCGAACCCGACAUUUGUGUGGAUACACCCGCGUGGAUAACCCGUGAACCCGACCGCCAAUACAAUGGAGUCUACGACGACUACCGCCGCCGCCGCGGCCGCCAAAGGCAAAGCAAAACUUCAGUUUUAUCUGCAAAUGGAGAGACAAAUGCAGGAUAAGUGGCGAACCGGUCGUAUCUACGAAGUUGACGCACCCGACGAUGGCCAUCGCGACAGUCUGGACGAUAAAUUUAUGGGCACUUUUCCGUUUCCCUAUCCGAAUGGCCGCAUGCAUAUCGGUCAUACGUUUUCGUUGUCCAAACUUGAGUUUAUUGUCGGCUUUUGGCGUUUAAUGGGCCGCCGAUGUCUACUACCGUUCGGCUUUCACGCAUCGGGAAUGCCGAUCAAAGCCUGUGCCGACAAACUCCGACGCGAAAUGCAAGACUUUGGUUUUCCGCCACAGUUUCCCAACGACGACAACAAGGACAGCACUGCCGCCGAUACCACAAGCGAUCCAGUGAUCAAAGACAAGUCAAAGUCUAAGAAGUCAAAACUACUGGCGAAGACAAUUCAAGCCAAAUAUCAGUGGCUAAUCAUGCGAUCGCUUGGACUCAGCGACGAUGAGAUCCGGCCGUUUGCCGAUCCGCUCUAUUGGUUAGACUAUUUCCCCCAGCGAUGGGUCGAUGAUCUCCGGGCAUUUGGCCUACGGGUUGACUGGCGUCGGACAUUCAUGACUACCGAUCGUAAUCCUUUCUUCGAUUCGUUCGUCAGGUGGCAGUUCUUUAGGCUGAAAGAGCGAAAUAAGAUUAAGUUCGGUAAACGUUAUUCAAUUUAUUCGCCAAAAGAUGGCCAGCCGUGUAUGGAUCACGAUCGGCAAUCGGGCGAAGGUGUCGGUCCGCAGGAGUAUACACUCAUCAAAAUGAAAGUCCUGGAACCGAUACCAUCGAAACUGCAAAAUCUAAACGGCGACAUAUAUCUAGUGGCCGCUACACUACGUCCCGAAACAAUGUACGGCCAGACCAACUGUUGGCUCAGACCCGACAUGAAAUAUAUUGCCUAUACUGUCAACGGCGGCGACAUAUUUGUAUCGACUGAACGAUCCGCUCGUAAUCUAUCGUUUCAGGGCUUUACUAAAGUCAACGGUGUUGUAGACAAACUCAUGGACCUGAUCGGCUCAGACCUGAUUGGUACGAAACUACGGGCACCGCUUACCAGCUACGAACACAUCUAUGCGCUGCCAAUGUUGACCAUCAAAGAGGAUAAGGGAACCGGUGUUGUCACAAGCGUACCAUCGGACGCACCCGACGAUUAUGCAGCGCUCAGGGAUCUGAAAAAUAAGCCGGCUCUGCGCGAAAAGUAUGGCGUCACUGACCUGAUGGUACUGGCCUACGAACCGAUACCCAUAAUCGACAUUCCCGACUUUGGUAGUCUAGCAGCGGUUACAGUGUGCGAUCAAUUGAAGAUCCAGAGUCAAAAUGAUACCUUGAAGUUGGCCGAAGCCAAGGAUAAGGUCUAUUUGAAAGGCUUUUACGACGGCGUUAUGCUUGUUGGCGAAUACAAGGGCCAGAAGGUUGCGGCCAUCAAAAAGGAUAUACAAUCCCAGUUGAUUGCAUCCAACGAUGCACUGGUAUAUAUGGAACCGGAAAAACUAGUUAUCUCCCGAUCGGGCGAUGAAUGUGUGGUUGCAUUAUGUGACCAAUGGUUUUUGGAAUACGGCGAACCCGAAUGGCGUGCAUUGACUGAGAAAAUGUUGGCCACAAUGAAUACAUAUUCGGACGAAACCCGACGUAACUUUGAGGCCACAUUGGAUUGGCUGAAAGAUCAUGCAUGUAGUCGACAGUACGGUCUGGGAUCACGUUUGCCGUGGGCUCCCGAAUGGCUCAUUGAAUCGCUGUCCGAUUCAACCAUCUAUAUGUCCUACUAUACAGUAGCUCAUCUGUUACAGGGCGGCGUUAUGGACGGUUCGGCUAAGUCGCCGAUCGGUAUCGAAGCCGCAAGUUUGACGCCCGAAGUUUGGGAUUAUAUAUACUUUGCCGGCGCUCAGUAUCCGUCCGAUUGCGGUAUACCGCGUGAAAAAUUGGACAAAUUGCGCACUGAAUUCAACUAUUGGUAUCCAUUGGAUUUGCGUACAUCGGGUAAAGAUCUGGUACCCAAUCAUUUAACUUAUUUCCUAUACAAUCAUUGCGCUAUUUGGCCAAAUGAACCCGAUAAGUGGCCACGAAGUGUUCGGGCAAAUGGUCAUCUGUUGUUGAACAAUGAAAAAAUGUCGAAAUCUACCGGCAAUUUCUUGACACUGACCGAAGCUAUUGAAAAAUAUUCAGCCGACGGUGUCAGAUUUGCGUUGGCCGACGCCGGCGAUGGUAUCGAUGACGCAAACUUUACCGAAAAACAAGCAGACAAUGGCCUCCUGAAGCUCUAUAACUUUAUUGAGUUUAGCAAAGAGAUUGUCGCCAAUCAGGCGUCGAUGAGAACCGGACCGACCGAUACUUUUGACGACAAAGUGUUUGAAAAUGCAAUGAAUCGGGGAGUAAAUGAAACGGAACGACACUAUAGGGCCAUGAAUUUUAAGGAAGCGCUGAGAACCGGGUUUUUCGAGUUUCAGGACUCGAGAGAUAAGUAUCGGGAGUUGAGUCAAAGUGCUGGAGGAAUGCACAGAGAUUUGGCCCUCAAGUUUGUCGAAAUACAGGCCAUACUAUUGUGUCCGAUAUGUCCGCAUACGGCCGACUAUGUCUGGACGGAAGUACUCCAGCGAUCGGAUAGUGUUAACACUAGCCGCUGGCCACAAGUUGUCGCCGUCGACGAUGUACUACUGCAGUCGUUUGCCUAUCUGAUGGACGCUACCCAUAGUUUUCGUUUACGAUACAAGACUUUUAUGACACAAAAAUCCAAAGAUAAGACAGCCAACAAAGCACUGGCAGCUAAACUGCCGACACACGCGACCAUAUAUGUGGCCAAACAGUUUCCGCAGUGGCAGUCAAUCAUAUUGACAACAAUGAAAACAUUAUACGAGGACAACAAACGAAAAUUACCGGACAAUAAAUUAAUAGCCGAAAAGUUAUCGAAAAAUCCCGAUUUAAAGAAAUAUAUGAAAAAAGUUAUGCCAUUUGCCGAACACCGAAAACAAAUGUUUGUCGAGUUUGGCGAAAGUGUUUUCGAGGAAACGUCGGCUUUCGACGAGCGUCAGGUAUUGCGCGAAAACAUUGCAUACCUGACCUCAACACUCGACUUAGAAUCGGUAGACAUUGAGUUUGCCGACGCGGCCGACGAGAAAAUUCAAGGCGAAUGCUGUCCCGGAGAUCCGUAUAUUGUCUAUCGAACUGAACCGUCGGUAACGGUUACGGCCAUCAAUCAGCAACAGUUUAGACCGUAUUUUGAGAUCAAGAUUCCUAUCUAUAGCUCGGAUACUGUCCGGCGAGUGGCCGACAGGAUAUGCAAAGAGAAUCGUUUUAUCAAAGACUCAUCCAAAGUGAAACUAUUGCGUUACGCGGACGGGUUGACUGGACCGCGACGUAUACCCAAUUUGAAUCAAUUAGCCGACGAUAAGGUUGAGAUGAACGGCGAGACGACAACAAUUGCGGCAAUUGUCGAGUCCAACGAAGUGAAUGUCGUAGUUAGCGGUAAAACAUACGGUUUGGGUAAACAAUUAGUCUAUUUUGUUGAUGAAAAUUAAUUUAAACUGUUUUUUUAAAUAAAUAAUAAUUAC